GCUAAAUUUGGCAUCGGCCUCUCUCUGCACAGCGUCACUGUUAUGUUAUGAAACAAAGUCCUGCUGACAGGUCACUUGUCACCAGAUGAGCGGCUGCUGACUCGCAGUAAAAGAGGAUAAAUCUGUGGGUUUCACCACCAACUUCCAGAUCAGAGGAGCCUCUUGGAUCAGAGUCUCUGCCCAGGUCGUCUGCGUGGAUCCCCAGAAUUCUUCCAUGAUGCUCAAGGCUAAGCUGCAACUCUGUCAGAGUUGUCUUUGGUGCUGCAGGAGUAGACUGCGUCUGCUGUCUUACGUCUCCGCACACAGAAAACCUGUGAACUACUACAAUCUCCUGGGAGUGAAAUCUGAUGCCACCGUUGAGGAAAUCAAAAAAGCUUUUUUUGACAAAUCUAAGAAGCUGCACCCAGACAGCGACCCAUCAAACCCAGCGCUGCACAGCCAAUUUGUGGAGCUGAAUGAGGCGUAUCGAGUGCUGAGCAAAGAGCCGAGCAGGAAGGAGUAUGACUUCAAAAUCAGACACAGAUACACUGGGGGCCAGGCCUCGACAUCUACUGACAGUCACAACAUCUACAAAACCAGUGCAGACACCAAGGAACACAAUAAUUACUGGGAGCAGUUUCAUCAGUCUCCUCGUGCUACGAUGACGGCGCAGGAGAAGCAGAAGAGGAGGAAUAUGAACUACCUCCUCGUGGGCUACUGUGUCCUAACUAUGGUCCUCAGCUUAGGAGCCCACAUGGUCUUCUUCAGGAAACUGGACGACAUUCACACCAACUACAUGGACGAGAAAGACCGAGUCAUCACUCAAAUUUACAACGACUCCAAAGAGAAGGCCAAGGUCAACGGUUUUAAGAAACAAACUGAAAUCCUCCGGCAGAAACAGGCAGAGUUCCUUGAGAAAUACAAAAACCCUAACAGUGGAGUGGCCAAGUAGGAGAGUCUGCCGCUGUGCGCUCUGUGAAGAGUUUGAAGUGACAGAAUGGAUGUGCUUCUAGUUUUAGAAUUUUAAAUAUUUUUAAUUACCUGUGUUUUACAUCAAUCCAACCACUGAUCUGAAGAGACACAAGAACCAGGUUGUGAUGCAGGAAAGUUGCAGCGGGUUUGAAAAUUGGAAAGAACCAUUUUUACUUGGCAGCAUCUUUGCAUGAGUUGGACUCAGAUGAAAGUUCUCAAAGGCUUUUUUCCACUGUUUGUACAAAUGAGCCAUAAUGAACACUGUCAAACUGCCUCUAAUGAACUCACACAUGCUGGUCAUCAGCAUGGUUUGUGGGGUAAGUGCUACAUGAGUUGUAGAACUCACAGAUAACACAGGAUUCAUGGUGCCUGCUACUGUCUUGGUAAAAUGUCUUAGUUGGCACACAGAGAGGGACACAGCCGAAGAUUCCGCUUUGGUCCUUAAAUGCCUCAUUCUGACCAAAGGAGACGGUUGCAGAAUCAGGUUUUUGGCUUUUUUUCAGUUUCUGUGGUCAAAUGAUCAGUCAGGGUCAGUUUUUGAUUAUUUUUUAGAUUUACACAUCAUUGUCAGGCUGCUGUUCUUUUUUUCUAUGACAAGCCAUUCGAAUGUUAAACAUUUGUUUAAGACAUAAACUAUAAACAAUGAUAUCAUAACUCAAUUCAUGACACUGCGGCAUUUAUUUAUAUAUGUAGUCAUUUUAAGUGAUAUAGAGACGUGAGACCGUUAUUUCCACCAUAACAAUAUUAACCAUUUUGCCUUUUUUGUUUUAAGGUUGUUUUUUUUUUCUUGGCUACCUCACCUGUCUUCUAGUCUUGAGGCGUGUCAGGGAUAAAUAUUAUAUUAAAUAUAAUAUUAAAACAUCAACUUUUUUCUCCUCAACCUUAACUUCUUGUUUGUCCCCAUUCCCACUUGUCUGGAGAUACUGCAUAAUUUCAACCUUGCUUGCAUAAUUCUCAUUUCCCUCCAAGUAUUAAAGACAGUGUUGUACAAAUA
This is a messenger RNA of Solea senegalensis (Senegalese sole), 1945 nucleotides long. It is a transcript of the gene dnajc4, whose product is annotated as DnaJ (Hsp40) homolog, subfamily C, member 4. The transcript is spliced from 9 exons. Lineage: Eukaryota; Metazoa; Chordata; Actinopteri; Pleuronectiformes; Soleidae. The record is from RefSeq and is a predicted model, not a curated record. The coding region runs from base 215 to 931 and encodes 238 amino acids.